CAGGAAUACAAUUUUAAAGACAUCUUCUUAAAUUAAAAAUACACUUUAGCUUUGAAAAAUUCUUUGGAAUAGUUGAGCUCUCUGUGGAUUAUUGUUGUCUGCAAAAUCGUUAAUAUCAAGGAGAGCCCAUGUUAGAUAUCCGCUUUGGUGUUCUCAAAUCACCUGAUCUUGUCCCUUCUUUGAGAUCUGUCACUUUGAAAGAAGCCAUUAAAAUUCAGUCUUUACACUUUAUUGGGUCGUGCUCUAAACUUCGAGAUUCCAGCUUGGUUUCCUUCAGAACAGCUCUAAGCUGCUGAGUCCCUCCAUACUCGAUAUACCAAAUCACUUCAUUCGAUAUACAAACAUAUGCAAUAUGAGGGACACUGGUAACAUCUCUCAGUACCGAGAUAGAUUGGAUCAGACGCUGGCGUCUCAUGAUCUUGUAAACAAUGAUUUACUUAAGCCCCUUGUCAAGAAUCAAAUGCUACGCGCGUCAGAAUGUGAUCUUCAAGAAUGUAGUGAUGAUCUAGUAGAGAGAAGAACCAAGGAAGUGGCAAAUUUCCUGAGCAUGUUAAGGAGUGCAUCUGUAACUGAUGGUGAGAAGUCAAAAUCUUCUGAGGCAACACAUGGUGCUUGGAAAGUAAAACAAGAUACUGAAGAAUACCGUGUUAUGUAUCGAGAGGGACCAGAAGGCACUCCUUUUCAUACCCUCCUUGUUGAAGGCUAUGUAGAUGGCCCAGCAGAUGUUUGUUUAUGCAUCUCAUGGGGGGCAGAGCUCUACAAAAAAUGGUGGCCGCAAACCACAAUUCCUACAUUCAAGAUUGUAGCCUCCGAGUGCUUGCAGAAGGUCAGAGACGGUGAACAAAUAUGUCUAGUAAGGAUGAAGCUUUCGUGGCCGUUGUCAGCAAGGGAGGCCCUUAUACAUUUCUUUGUAUUUGAGUACUUUCAAGAUGGUCUGAUUGUAGUACUUGUAAAUUCGAUCUCUGACUUAGAUAGUGUUGAUAGAAGCACUCAUGGUUUUUCAAAAGAUGGAAUACCACUUCCACUGGAUGUAGUACGAAUUGAUGUGGUGGGAGGUUUUGCUAUCCAGAAAGUUACUGAUAAUCGUAGCUACUUCAGGACUAUAGCAAACAUGGAUAUCAAACUGGACUUUGUUCCUCCCUCAUUCAUCAAUUUUGUUUCAAGGCAGCUCGUAGGUGCUGGUUUCAAGCUUUAUAAAAAGGAAGUAGCUUCAGUAGUCAAAGGUGACGAAGAUUUCAGCAACGCUCUAAAAGAUCCACUAUAUGCUAGAGUACGGAAAGCUCUUUAUUCAGAUAAUAUAAGUAAUGGCAAUGCGGCUUUGGAACUGCUAGACCUAAAGAAAGAUGUCUGUCGGCUUGAUGAAGAGAAAAGAAAUGGCAAUGGGGCUUUAGAAUUGGAAGAGUUGAAGGAAGACACGUGUGUUAAUCUUGAUGAAGGGUCAAGUGAGACUUUGGGACUGCAAAAAGAGUUCAAGAAAGAUGCAUCUCUUCAACUUAAUGAACGGACAAGAGAUGACAAUGGUGCUUUAGAACUCCAAGACCCAAUAGGAGACGCCUAUGUUCACGUGGAUCAAGGAACACGGACAAAUGUUGAAGUCAAAAGACCAGAACAGAUGGUGCAAUCGGAUAAUGGUUUAAUUUGUUCGUCACAGCAGGACAACUUUGUGGCUGGAGAUAACAAAGGUCACAGCGAAAUUGAGGAAAUUAAUGAAGACACGAGUGAAAUGAUUGAAAGUUUAAAUGAGAAUGACAAGAAAGCGCACAAUUAUCCAGCUAAUCAAGUCGUGCACGUGCCUGCCAACAACAAGAAGGUUUUGAUUAGCUCUGAGGUCCGACAAGCUCUGGGAACUUUAGAGAAGGCUAUCUCUAUCAUAAGGGACUUUGGAUAUAAUUUGGAGAUUAGAUCUGUUCCCAGCAACACUACUGUUAAGUAUGUAGGUGUAGAGGAGGAUGGUCAGGAAAAUUCAAAAUCAUCAGAAACUGAUCGAAUUCAUGGAAGUGGCAGCGCUUGUGCUGAUUCACCAAAAAAAGAAUUGUCAGAGGCGACCCCUUACGAACACAGGAACAGCUCUUCUAGUCACAGUUCCAGGCGUACAAGUUCUAGUUUGUGCACGAGGGAAGCUACCCACAACAAGAAGAUUGCUCCUGCAUCACCAGAUGAUUAUGUUGAAACCUCGGGCGACACACACCAUACUGCUGUACGUACCUCAGUAGACCAAACAAAGGAAGAUAACGUCACGGCUGUCCAUGCAGAUAGCGUCCACGGAAAAGAGAAUGUUAAAAGGAAAAGAAAGCUACCAUUUUACUGCUGCUUGUAUUUUCUCCCAGGACAGGUCAUGGGUUGAGAAUGAGCAAUUUUGUUUAUAGGAAGGAAAAACCAUAGUGUUACCUGUUAUUACGGCUGUAAAAUUCUUAAUGAAAUUAAGGUCAAUACCAGAGUGUUCUGUACAAUACAAUGUAACUAACAUGGUCAUAUGUAUUAUACUGUAACUUUAUAUCCACGGUACCAGAUUUAUAAGAUCUAAUAUAAGAAAAGGAUAUAAGGCGGAGUGUUUUUUUU
Molecule: messenger RNA, 2559 nt
Organism: Nicotiana attenuata
Lineage: Eukaryota; Viridiplantae; Streptophyta; Magnoliopsida; Solanales; Solanaceae
Exons: 11
Coding region: 353-2344 (663 amino acids)
Source: RefSeq, a predicted model, not a curated record